AAUGGCGGCAUUUGCCGCUUCAAUCGAACCGGCUAGUUGUGGCGCACGACUUUACAUUCUAUCAUCAACCUUGCUGAGAGAAACUGCGCGCUUUUGGAUCUGUUAAAUCUUCUUCGCCUGGUUAUUGCAGCAAGAGGAGUUUGCAAGAAGUAUUUUUGGUAGACUCCCAUCCCCCCCAAGCUUUGCAGCAGAUUUCAAUCGUAUAUAGUUUCAUUGAUUGAAGAGGAAAUGCUCAAUAAUGCAAUUAAUAUUAGAAAUUGAACAAGAUUCAUACAUAGAUAAAAUGUCGUUGGUAGAUAAACAAAUUAUUGAAAAAUUAAGUAACAAUGAAAUCUUAAAUAAAUUAGAAAAUGUAGAACAAACUGUUGCCAGCAGCAAUCUGAAUCAGGGCAUUACAAUGAAGGAAAACAGUUCUGAUGGCUUAAUAGAAUCUUCGAUUACGACAGUUGAAAAUAGUGAAGCUUACGGAGACAAAGAAAAUCCAGACUUAUGUAAUAUCAACCCCAGUAAUUCAGAGAUAGAUUCACACAAAACUACUUUAUUUCAAGAUAAGAAUGAUAGUGUAGGAGAGACUAAAGAUAGUCUUUUUGAUGGUUCCACAAAAACCGACGUUCAAUGUAUGAAUGGUUUUGUUACUAAUACAGAAGUCAACGAAUCUUUAGAAAAUGAAGAUUUAAAAAGUAAUACUGACUCAAUAAAAGUCAUAUCUGAUGAAGCCAUUGAUAUGAAGAGGUUGAUCGAUAAUGAAGAUGUUUUGGAAGAAGAAGUGAAUACUCGGGAUAGUGCUUCAUGUAAUGAGUCAACGAAAUUAGAUGAAGAAAAGGAAGUAGUAAAUUGUAGAAAAUUUGAAAAUAAUUUCUCGUUGAAAUGGGAAUGUGACGACGGUGAUGCUUUAGAUGAUGUUGAAAUGAAUUCUGUUGAAAGUGUAGAUGAUAUAGAAAAUCAAAUCAAAGUUGAUGACGUAUCAAUUGAUAUUGUUAUGAAAACAGCAGAAACAGAGAGUAGUAGUGACGCUAUAUAUAAGUGCAAUGAUGUACGUAUAAGUAGUUCUAUUGACGAUGUUUUUUUAAAAAGUAAUAUAACUCAUCGAAAUGAAAAUUCUUCAUCAGAUAUUCACUGUUUGGAUAAUCAAAACAACGCCAAAGAUGAUGAUAUUGAGGAUUCAUCAAAAGACAUAGCUCUAGGUACAAGUAACAUGGUAAUACCCAUGGAUGUAGAUAGUGACAUAUACCAAAAUAACGGAACGAUGGAUCAAAUGCUAUUCACAGAAAAAGAGCUUAAAGAAAAUGACAUCCUUUUUGCCCACGCUGAUAGAAAUAACUUGACAGAAGAAAGCAACGAAGUUAGUAAAAAGUGUAGUGAAAGUUUAGGUAAUAUUGAAAUUAAAAUGGGUGAGAGAGAAGAAGGAGCUCCCAUAUUGUGCGAUUCAACGGAAACUUCCAUGCAUGAAAAUUGCAAGGACUCCAGCAAUAAAGAUUGUAAGAUUUUCAACACAGACAAAGAAGAUUCUAACGAUACUGUUAUUCUAACUGAAAACAAUGCUUUUGAAGAAGAAACUAACGAAGAGUUUUCUUUGAAUGUAAACGAUACAAAGAUAAGUGAAGUUCAGACUGAAGAAGUAAUAAAAGUAGCCGAUAAUGUUAUAAAUGUAUCUGAAGAAGUAAAAGAGUCGGAAGUUCUGCAAUCGAUCGUACUGUCGGAUAAUGAAACCAGCAAGAGAGAACACGACAUUAAAAGUGAAUUAGAUACGAUUGGUAAUUCUAACAUACAUACAGAAAGCAAUUAUCUUCUAGAUGAUAAAGUAAAUAAAAAUGUUGAGCCCAGUGUUAUUUCAAACAAGGACCCUGCUACUGAAAUAACUGGUUCUGAAACAGACACUGUAUCGUCAGACCCUCAAAACAAAGAUAAGAUAUACAUACAAAGUUCUGAUGUAUAUACAAAAAGCAAGGAUCUAGUAGAUGUAAAAAAUAGUAAUCAUUUAGAUGCCAGUGUCAUUUCAGAUAUUGGCCCCGCUACUGCAAGAACUAGUUCUACAAUGGAAACUUUAAUAUCAGAUCAUCACAACGACGAUUCCAGUGCCACUGAAAAUAAUGAUCCAAAUCCAAUGAAUGUCGCUAAAACAUCAGAUAAGCAGGAUGUUAGUCUUGAAGUUGACGAUAUUGAUAGUAAGCCUAAUGAUAAAGAUGAUACAAGAUUAAAUAAAGAAGUCGGUGCAGUUGUUUUAGUUGAUUGUCAAACCCCUAACGAUCUAUUAGUUCUCGACUCAAACCAACCGAUACCUGAUUGUACUGAGACAAGCGCUGCUAUUGAAGACAAUCAUGAGAUAACUCUAUCAGAAAACAACAAUGGUCAAAUCCUCAACAAUUUAUUACUGCUCGACUCAAACCAACCAAAACCCAAGUGUACUUUGGCAAGCGCUGUUAUUAAAGACAAUCAUGACAUAGCUCUAGCUGAAAAUAACAGUAGUCAAAACUCCAACAAUAUAUUAGUUCUCGACUCAAACCAACCGAAACCCGAUUUUACUGUGGCAAGCGCUCUUAUUAAAGACAAUCAUGAGAUAACUGUAGCUGAAAACAGCAAAGGUGAAAUGGAAACUAAACAGCCGCAAUGUAAAUUAUUAAACACAUUGGAUUUCUUAUCAGAUGAUGAAGCAGAAGAUAAGGAUCAAUCAAAGGAAACGCCACACAUGGAUACUGCAGCUAAUGAUAAAAAUUUCAUUAAUAUCGAAGAAGAUGAUGAUGUUAUGUUAAUUGAUGAUGAACCUAGUGUAAAAAAAGAUGAGAAAGUAACAGAUUCAGCAGCAGUAUUGAAAGCCACAGAAAACACUGAUGUGGAUAAAAUUCUAGAAGAUAAGAAUAACUUGAAAUCAGACAUCUCAACCAGUACAGAUAUAGCAACAGAUACAAAUGAAAACAAUGAAGAUGCAAGCAAAGCAACACAAGAAACAGACGCGAAAACCAAAAGGCCUCCUUCACCGAAAGAAUUACUGCCCGUGACAUUUUUAUCCACAUGCAAAAAGAAUAUUGCAGAAAUGACUCGCAAUGAUUUAGAAGAAUUUUGUAUAUUGAAAAUUGUUGAAAGUGUAAUCGGCAGGAGUAAUUUAGGCGAGAUAAAAUCUGAACUGAAAAACGUAUCACAUAAGGUAGAAGAAUAUAAGCAAAAAGUUAGCACUCUCUCUAAACAAAAUGUAGACUUGCAAGUUGUUCUCAAAUCCAUACAGGAAGAGCUAAAAAAAAAAGCAACCCCAAUAACACCAUUAAAAAUAACAAGAUCUGUUGGUAUGCAGGUUUUGAUGACAGAUGGACUUAAAGCAAAGAGGAACACGGGCGUAAAACAGGUGAAGGGUUCAAAUGCGAAUAGGCGCUCUCCAAAACAUGUAAAUACGGCGCCGCAACAACAACCACAGCAGCAGCAAAUACCUGUUCCUAGACUUGUUCCAGCAUCAAACAACCUGAUGAAAGUGAAUCCAUCUUUACAGCAGCAAAUUUCUGUUGCCAAGCCAAACAUGACCCCUCCUCUGCAAAAUGGUGUUAAAAAUGUAUCAUCAUCAGGACAAAAAGCUGAAAAGAGGCCGCUGAGUAAACCGCAUGGAAAUUCAGUGACAGUCGAUCUGACAGAUGAUGAACCUCCACUGAAACUCGCCCCUAGAAUGAAUAUGAACCAAACUGUUCGUGUAGUUCCACCCCAGAACUUGAUGCCACCUCAGAGACAUCAAUUUGCAACAGUUAUCAACAGUCCUAGAAAAGUUUAUAUACCUAUAAGUGGAGUCCAAGCACAAAACGUACGACCCGUUCAGACGUUAAUGUUGAAAACAAUCCCAAAUCAAAAUGUAAGGCCGCGUAAUGUAACUCCAGGUUCAGCUAAACAAACACGCAGGUCGCAUCCAGCCCCUCUACCUGAUGGCGUAAAACAAUACCAACCUCCAAAUUGGAAGGCGCUUCCCCCCGCGCCGCAACUUAAGCUGUCGAAAGUUGACAAUGGAAUUGUUAUAUCCUGGAAAAUCGAUGGCUAUCAAGAAGAUUUCCACGAAGAGAUAGCAAGUUACCAGCUAUAUGCAUAUCAAGAAACGCAGGCCCCUGCAAGUACAAAUUUAUGGAAAAAAAUAGGUGACGUAAAAGCUCUUCCACUGCCUAUGGCCUGCACGUUGACUCAGUUUAUGGCAGGAUUCAAAUAUUAUUUUGCAGUCCGGUCUGUGGAUGUCAGGUCUCGGGUAGGGCCAUUUAGUGUACCUGGACAUAUAAUGCUAGUGGAUAAAGAUGACUGAAAAUAUAUUAUGUUUUAAUUUUAAAUGUAUGUUUGUGAAGAUGUUGUUUUGUAAAUAUUAUGUGUUAUUGUUGGCAGAGAUACUGGUAUUUAUUAUUACACAUAACUUUUUAGACUAAUUCACGAGAGCGGGAAAUCAUUUACGUCAAUACACUUUAUUCCUACUCCAUUAUGCCUACCGGCUUAUCAAUUUGAUGCAUAGUUUUAAAAAAAUAUGACUUAAGUACUUAUAAUUAUCCGCCUCGGAAAUUGAAGAGUGUAUGAUAUUUUGGAAUAAUUACCUCUACAAAAUUAUGUAGGGCAAAUAGGGAAAAACUCAAAAAAUAGGUACCUAUACAUUUCUAGUAAUGUUUCCGAGGCGUAUAAAUUAUAAAUACCGUAGAAGUAAAUAUUUGUGCUAUUUUAUCGUAGUGAAUCUUACACGACGGGCCAAGUUGUUCAGCCCCUUUCUGUUACAAAAUGGUAUCUGUAGUUAAUAAUUAUUAUGUAGUUAGUAAAAUGUCAUGUAAAACUCUGAUUAAUUAGAAUUUCCUUAAGGAAUUAUUGAGGUUGAUUUUUAUUUUACAAAGACUGUUAUGUACUUUCCCAAGUAAAUACAUUUGAGCAAG
Messenger RNA from Leptidea sinapis, 4871 nucleotides. It is a transcript of the gene wde, whose product is annotated as dentin sialophosphoprotein. The coding region runs from base 239 to 4264 and encodes 1341 amino acids. Gene Ontology annotation, biological process: regulation of DNA-templated transcription. The record is from RefSeq and is a predicted model, not a curated record. Lineage: Eukaryota; Metazoa; Arthropoda; Insecta; Lepidoptera; Pieridae. Gene Ontology annotation, cellular component: transcription regulator complex; nucleus. Gene Ontology annotation, molecular function: protein binding; transcription coregulator activity. The transcript has 5 exons.